GGGGCUGGGCUCAGUAUUCAGUUUAACGGGACACUUUGAGCGGACCGGGCGAUGCUUCUUUCUCUCCCUGCGCUGUCGGCGGGUCGAAACUCGGCGUCUAUGAGCGGCAGGAGCGCCGCUGACGGAUGCACCUGUACCGGUGCAUCUUAUUCCACACGGGCGUCUUUCUUCCGUAAAGGGCUUUGUGAAAUCUUCUUCGUUUAUUAAACUACUGCAAACUACUACUUCUACUACUAUUGCAAAGGAUUUUACAUUAUGCAUAUUCAUCAUUUAAAAGCAGCGUGGAUCUGAGACUGAAGCGUUUAUUUCUCCUCCAUCGACAUAGAAUUAGGCUGCGUAGCCAGAUAUCUCGUAGCAUGUACUCAAGGUCUCCCCUAAAUGUUCUCGGGUAGUCAUUUAGAAGUUAGGCUGUAAUAACGGUGUACUUCUGAUCGCGCCGGAUGAAGGCUCCUGGGAAGCGACUGCUUUUGGAGAAGCCGAAGGGAUGGUUUCACUAAAUGAUCGGAGGCUGGGGAGUUUCAGUCUAGCCAUGAUCCUGUUUCCAGUCCUUUGGCUUUUAACGGAGACCCGGGCAGCGCCGUCUCUCACGACCACCCAGAUGGACACGGGGGUGGAUUGGCUGAGCAAGUUUGGGUAUCUCCCACCCCCAGAUCCAGUAACAGGUCAGCUGCAGACCAAAGAAGCUCUGACCAAGGCCAUCAAAGCCAUGCAAAAGUUUGGAGGCCUGGAGGAGACGGGGGUGCUGGAUCAAGCCACUCUGGUUCUGAUGAAGACUCCCCGCUGCUCACUGCCUGACCUGCUGGUACCGGAGGAGCCCUCAAACCGAGGUCGCCGGGCUCUGCCUCCCCAGAGCAAGUGGAACAAGAGGCAUCUGUCCUGGAGAGUCCGAACAUUCCCCAAGGAGUCGCACCUGCUGGGCCGGGACACCAUCCGUGCCCUCAUGUACUACGCGCUGAAGGCUUGGAGCGACAUCGCACCACUGGACUUCCAUGAGGUGGCAAGCAGCCGCGCCGAUAUCCAGAUCGAUUUCACCAAGGCUGACCACAGUGACGGCUACCCUUUCGACGGACCUGGUGGCACCGUAGCACAUGCCUUCUUCCCUGGGGAGCGCUUCUCUGCGGGUGACACCCACUUUGAUGAUGAUGAGUCCUGGACCUUUCGGUCCCCAGACUCGCACGGCAUGGACCUGUUUGCGGUUGCCGUCCAUGAGUUUGGUCAUGCCAUCGGGCUGGCACACACAUCCGCCAUGGAGUCCAUUAUGCGACCGUACUACCAGGGCCCUGUGGGCGACCCACUCAAAUACGACCUUCCGUAUGAAGACAAGGUCCGCGUCUGGCAGCUCUAUGGGGUCCGGGACUCCGUGUCGCACACCAUCCAACCUGAUGACUCCUAUUCUGCAGAAUCACCGAUUCUGCUGGACCUCCCUGAAAACAGGUCCAUCGUUCUCCCUUCUGGAGAUACCCCGGACAGAUGUAGCACCGCUUUUGAUGCUGUGGCUCACAUUCGGGGAGAGGCCUUUUUCUUCAAAGGAAAGUACUUCUGGCGACUGACCAGGGAGAAGCACCUGGUGUCACUCCGGCCGGCUGAGAUCAGCCGCUUUUGGAGGGGCCUGCCAUCUAACCUGGAUGGCGUGGAUGCCAUAUAUGAGAGGCCGGGAGACCACAAGAUUGUCUUCUUCAAAGGAGUCAAGUACUGGGUUUUCAAAGACAACCACGUAGAAGAGGGCUACCCCCGGCCGAUCAGCGACUUCGGCCUGCCCAUGGAGGGCGUGGACGCUGCCUUCGUGUGGCUCCACAACGACAAGACGUACUUCUUCAAGGACAACCAGUACUGGCGCUUUGACGACCACCUGCGGCAGAUGGACCAGGGGUACCCCAAGGACAUGGCUCUGUGGAAGGGCGUACCCCCUAAACUGGACGACGCCAUGCGCUGGUCAGACGGCUCCUCCUACUUCUUCAAGGGUACAGAGUACUGGCAGCUUCAGGACAGCGCCAUGGAGGUGGAGCCGGGGUUCCCACGCUCUGUGGGGAGGGACUGGCUACUCUGUACAGACAUGCAGUCAGACUCACCGGCCACGGAGCCUAACGUAACAGAGAGGACACACCCGCGGGCCCGGAACCAUGCCGACCACGCCGAGAGCAGCUACGAAGUGUGCUCCUGCACAUCUGACUCGGCCAUGGCACUAUCCUCCUGCCCCUUUGGCCCACCCCUCUCUCUCCUGGUGCCCCUCUGCGCCACGUUCCUCACUCUCCUGCUGUGAAGUGGGGGCACUUGCUGACAGAUAGUACUGUGGGGGCUGGUUUUUCCUCUUUCUCCCUCCAACAGUCGUCCCACCCCCAAAACAACUCUUAACAGCGGCCUUUCGGCUGCCCUGUGGGAUCCCUUUAAAGCCGGUGGUUUUACAUCAGGUUUGCUGUUCUAAUUACUGCUGUAAACAGCGUUGUAGCUUAUUUCUUGGCCUUCAGCGCAUGUGGAAGUCCUGAGGACGGCACCAUUGCUCCCGACUCCUUGUUUUCGUCUGACUGCGGUGCCCUGCUGUGGACGGCUGGGCUCCGGUCUGAUCGCAGUAAUAAUCCCGUGUGGGUCAGGCAGCCCUUUACUGCAUCAUGUUUCCUUGCUCUGCCCUUAUCCUGCUGCUUCCCCUCUGAAGGUGUCAUCAUUUCAUCACCUUCCAGGUGUGGUCCUCCGUGUCCAUUCCAGUUCCUUCCCAGCCAAGACGCUUCCUGUCCAUACUAAGGUUUUAAAUAUGUUUUGUUGCUGAUAAACACCCAAAUAUCUGUGGCCAAAUUGUUAAUGGUUUCCACUGGUUUUCUCAUAUCACCAGAGAAUUUCUGUAUUCAGUUUUCACAUCUGUCCAGCACACCUAAUUAUACACGUUUGCCACUCGGACACUGCCAUUCUUUCACUGAUUUGUUAUGAUAUCCAGAUAUAUUUAAGAAUCCAUAAAUAUAUACACAGAGCGGAUGCAAAAAAAUUCAGUGAAAGCCACCUUUUCUAAGUCCUGAAAUAUUUUUGUAAAAAAUAAAUUUAAGACAUCUCACAGGCUAUAUAAUGGGUUUUUUCUGAAAAAAAGGAGAUGGGGACAAAAAGAAGAAGAAAUGUAAACUGGACGCACUGUGGGAGCGUAAAAUGGCAACGUACCCCAAGGUGACACUUAUACGGGCUAAAGCUGAGCAGCUCUUCUGUUCCUACAUGUUCAGCUACAUUAUUGGUUUUACUGGUGGCGGUGAAGGGGAUAUUAAAUCAUCACCAUUUAAUGGAAUGAUGAGGUGAAAUAAAUGGGGAAAAAAUUGAAGUGGUAAUAGAGUGACAGUGAAACACAGAAUGAGGUGUGAGGUAAGGACUGCAUACCUACCACAGGAUAUACGACGCAAGAGGGGGAGCCCAGCGAUUAAGGCUGUUGUCAUGACAACAUCCAGCAGUUCUGCUUCUUCUCACCUUCUUGUCAUCCUGGAAAAAAUUAACCCCAUUUAGUUUGUUUUCUUGGGGUCCAGGCCUCUUUUUCAGGCAUGAGAACUACAAAUUCCAUGAUCGAUCUGAACAAUCAAAUGUGUGUAUGUGUGUGUGUGUGUUUUACCUUUGUAUGUCAAUUUUGUAUGUAAAUGUAUGUAUGUAAGGUUUUCAGUCCCAGAUCAUUUGAUUACACCUGAAUGUCAGUAAUACCUCACUAAGAGUGCAGUAAAAUGCCCGGACAGUAUGAAAAA
This is a messenger RNA of Brienomyrus brachyistius, 3704 nucleotides long. Its product is annotated as matrix metalloproteinase-17-like. Lineage: Eukaryota; Metazoa; Chordata; Actinopteri; Osteoglossiformes; Mormyridae. Bases 485 to 2260 code for a protein of 591 amino acids. Gene Ontology annotation, molecular function: zinc ion binding; metalloendopeptidase activity. The record is from RefSeq and is a predicted model, not a curated record. Gene Ontology annotation, biological process: collagen catabolic process; proteolysis; extracellular matrix organization. Gene Ontology annotation, cellular component: extracellular matrix. The transcript is spliced from 10 exons.